Molecule: messenger RNA, 556 nt
Organism: Mucor mucedo
Lineage: Eukaryota; Fungi; Mucoromycota; Mucoromycetes; Mucorales; Mucoraceae
Exons: 2
Coding region: 131-556 (141 amino acids)
Source: RefSeq, a predicted model, not a curated record
AUGCGUGUAUAGAUCUAUACCACCUAAGUUAUACUAUAUAUAGUAAUUUCCCUCGUAAUAUAUCUGCCGGAUCUCACUGGGGAAAUCUGGCGCAUAUUUUUAUGACGAACAGAUCAUUGGCAAUGUUUGGAUGAUCCAAAUCAAGGGAGCUAAAUGCACCUUCUCCACCAUCCAUCCAACGCAAUAUCAUUACUUUGUGCACGUUCGUCAAUUUGACCUACAUUUCCCGACGAGCUAUUCGCUCAUGAAUGAGAGCAACAACAGUUUUAUUCUACCUUUACUUGGAAUGAAAGAUUCUGUAGAGCAAUUGUUUGUUGAAGUGGAAAACAAGUUAAAACGACCUACAAGUCACCCUCUAAAUAUUAAUCAUGUCAUACUUCCAGAACCUACUUGGUUCACACCACCCCGAGGUGAUACAGUCUUGUCAAGAAUACCAAAGUCCCAUGAUUUCAAUAGUGAUGAAUAUUUCGAUUCGAAUGAUAAACAUGAAUCAAAGAAUACAUCAUAUAACGAAGCCGAUGAAUAUGGAUUCGAGGAACAUCCUUUCUUCACUUAG